AUGGGUUCCCGGGAGAAUUCUUCUUGCUCCAAGGCCCUUGAAACUUGGGACCUGGAGACGCUGGACAGCUCUAGCCGGGACUCUGCCAGCCACCUGGAAGAGCAAUGGCGGAAAUUCUCCCCCGUCCUCAAUGAAGAGGACAGCACGGAUAUUGUACUGGAAGACUCCCGGGAGCUGCUGUCCUUAACUUCACCCCCGCCAGGCAGAGAGAUCAUCAGGUAUGAAGUCAGUGUGAACCGACGGAACAUCGAAGACAUCUGCCUAGGUUGUGGAAGUCUCCAGGUGUACACGCAGCACCCCUUAUUUGAGGGGGGGAUAUGUGCCUCGUGUAAGGACAAUUUCCUGGAAACCCUCUUCCUUUAUGAUGAGGAUGGGCACCAGAGCUACUGUACCAUCUGCUGCUCUGGGGACACCCUGUUCAUCUGUGAGAGCCCCGACUGUACCAGAUGCUACUGUUUCGAGUGUGUGGAUAUCCUGGUAGGCCCUGGGACCUCAGAACGAAUCAAUGCCAUGGCCUGCUGGGUUUGCUUCCUGUGCCUGCCUUUCGCUCGUAGCGGACUGCUGCAGAGGCGAAGACAGUGGCGUCACCAGCUGAAGGCCUUCUAUGAUCUAGAAGGGGCAAGCCCUCUGGAGAUGUACAAGACAGUGUCUGCGUGGAAGAGACAGCCCAUGCGGGUGCUGAGCCUUUUUGGGAAUAUUGAUAAAGAGCUAAAGAGUUUGGGCUUUUUGGAAAGUGGCUCUCGCACUGAGGAAGGAAGACUGAAGUACUUGGAUGAUGUCACAAAUGUUGUGAGGAGAGACGUGGAGAGAUGGGGUCCCUUUGACCUUGUGUAUGGCUCAACACAGCCCCUAGGCUACUCUUGUGACCACUGCCCUGGAUGGUACAUGUUCCAAUUUCACCGGAUACUGCAAUACGCCCGGCCUCACCCAGGGAGUCAGCAGCCUUUCUUCUGGAUAUUUGUGGACAAUCUGCUGCUGUCUGAGGAUGACCAAGUCACAGCAGCCCGCUUCUUUCAGACGGAGGCUGUGACCCUCCAGGAUGUCCGCGGCAGAGUCCUCCAGAAUGCUGUGCGGGUAUGGAGCAACAUCCCAGGCUUGAAGAGCAAACACUCGGCCCUGACACCAAAGGAGGAGCAGUCCCUGGAAGGACACGUUAGAACCAGAGCCAAGGUGGCCGCCCAGAAAACUGACGCCCUGGUGAAGAACUGCCUUCUCCCUCUGAGAGAGUAUUUCAAGUAUUUUUCUCAGAACCCACUUCCUCUUUACAAAUGA
Cricetulus griseus (Chinese hamster) is the source of this 1272-nucleotide messenger RNA. The record is from RefSeq and is a predicted model, not a curated record. NCBI's taxonomy places the organism in Eukaryota, Metazoa, Chordata, Mammalia, Rodentia, Cricetidae.